AUGAACAAAACUGCGAACAGAAGCGAUAUUGACAAUUCCCAAUCGGCAACCCCAAUCCCAGAAAAGAAACAGUUAUAUAGUCAUUAUGAAGAUAAAACUGAGGAAGUCAAGAAACAGUUUGUAAUUCUCAAAGAAAACCAAUACAUCAGUCGGCUGAAAAAUGUGUAUUCUGCAUCAAACGAAUUUAUGACAUGUGAUUGUAACGAGGAAAUCAUAGAUGGAGUGAAUCAUGCAUGUGGUCCUGAUUCUGACUGUAUUAACAGGUUGACAAACAUUGAAUGUGUAAAUGGACAGUGUGACUGUGGUGAGAGUUGUCAAAACCAAAGAUUCCAACGCAGAGAGUAUGCAGACAUCUCUGUUUUUCUGACUGAAAAGAAAGGUUAUGGAGUUAGGGCCAACGUUGAUAUUCCGGCAAACACGUUUAUUAUAGAGUAUAUGGGAGAUAUUAUUGACAGCAUCGAGUAUAAGUCCAGAAAAGAAAAAUAUGACGCAGAGGGAAUUAAGCAUUUUUAUUUUAUGAUGAUCCAAGAUAAUGAAAUUAUUGAUGCAACCAAAAGAGCAAGUCUAGCUAGGUAUUGUAACCAUUCAUGUUCACCAAAUGCAUAUGUUGACAAAUGGGUUGUCAAUAAGAGAUACAGAAUGGGUAUUUUUGCCAAGACCGACAUAACAAAAGGUGAAGAAAUCUGUUUCGACUAUAAUGUUGACAGGUACGGAGCAGUACCACAGACAUGUUAUUGUGGUGCGCCUAAUUGUCUUGGUGUUAUGGGCGGUAAAACACAAAGUGAAACUGUUAGGUUGUUGCCUCAUAUAGUUACUGAAGCUUUGGGUGUCACUGCAACUGAUGAAAAGAAGUGGCUCAAGGAACAGCGUAAAAGCGGCAUUAAGGUGACCACUGCUAAUGUUGAAUCACAUGUUAAUGUGGAAUUUGUCAAAGCUCUUGAACUUAAGCCUCUAUCCGUUGCUGAUAUUGCCAAAGUUUCUAGUUGCCUUAUGCAACCCGAGUUGGAUUUCAUUGUUAUUCAACGAAUUGUGGAACGAUUGUUGAUAUCACAGGGUGAAAAUUUUGAUGAAAUUCUAAGAAGGUUUAAUAGACUACAUGGGAUUCAAGCAUUAGGUGACGCAUUACAAACAUUACUAGAUAAUAUUAAAAGCAAAAUCAACAAAGCACAACAAAAGUUAGUGGAAGAUGUUGUUCACCUAUUAGAGCUAUGGCCUGUUUUGAAAUCUAAGAAUUCAAUUAGAGACAGUAAUCUUGAAACGACAUUAGUGCAGUUGAAAGAUAAAGGUAUCAAUUCCGAAUUAAAGUCGAGGAUUGAUAAGUUGGUAGAAUCUUGGUCUGGUCUAGAAAUUGUCUAUCGUAUUCCAAAGAAGUCUGAAAGCAUUAGUUCACGAAAGAUCUUGGACGAGAGGAGAAGUCGAUCUACUGAUCACAUGAUUAGCACAAAGUUGCCGACAGGUCCAUCUAGUGCAACCAAGAAACCAUGGGUUAGUAUUGAUGCUUCUUCAUUGCCAAGCAAUAGAAAACUAAAGGGUAUACCUCUACCACCUGGAUGGGAAUGGGCAACUGAUCCUAAGAAUGACAGAAUUUACUUCUAUAAUCGUCACUCCAACGUAACACAAUGGAACCAACCUAGUUGGGAUGAUUAUACAAAGCAGGAGGAGGAGAAACGUAAGCGGGAAAAGGAGAGAGAAAAGGAGAGAGAAAGAAUCAAGGAAAUUCGGGAUCUGAAGUAUCUGGAGGAGAAACGAGCAAGGCAAAGAGAGGUUGAAUUAAGAGAGCAAGAGGAAAGGCGUAAUAUUCUAUCUACCAUCAUUGCCCAAGCAUCCACUAACAACGAUGUUAACAGUAGUGGGAAAAAGUCUAAUUUGAAAACCAAUGGGGACGCAAAAAGAAAAAAUGUCAGUAUUGAAGAGAAUACAUCACAAAGGCAACCAAGCCCCUAUAAUGAUUGGGAUGGAAAAAAGCACGCUUCCAAUGAAAGGAAAUGGGCAUUACUGUUUGCUGCUUAUGUUCCAAAUGUAAUCAAAAAAUAUGAAUCUAGUACAGGUAGGGAGGUAAUAAAAAACUGUGCAAGGGACAUUGUGCACUUGUUAGCAGAAAAGGAGGCAAAACGUCACGCUGGUGAGAAUAUUCCUCGUGAACUAUCACAUGAACGUAAGCUCAAAAUUAAAUCAUUCUGCAAAAUAUAUAUGGAGAAAUUCAUGAUUAAAUUUGAGAAUAAGAAGAGAAAAAUUGAAAGUUCAAACCCUUCUUCCAAAAAGACGAAAGUGUGA
Messenger RNA from Pichia kudriavzevii, 2274 nucleotides. RefSeq lists its product as uncharacterized. Gene Ontology annotation, biological process: regulation of DNA-templated transcription. Bases 1 to 2274 code for a protein of 757 amino acids. Gene Ontology annotation, cellular component: nucleus; chromatin; chromosome. Lineage: Eukaryota; Fungi; Ascomycota; Pichiomycetes; Pichiales; Pichiaceae. The record is from RefSeq and is a predicted model, not a curated record. Gene Ontology annotation, molecular function: histone H3K36 methyltransferase activity; protein binding. The transcript has a single exon.